Messenger RNA from Trypanosoma grayi, 320 nucleotides. RefSeq lists its product as hypothetical. NCBI's taxonomy places the organism in Eukaryota, Euglenozoa, Kinetoplastea, Trypanosomatida, Trypanosomatidae. The transcript has a single exon. The annotation marks the transcript as partial. The record is from RefSeq and is a predicted model, not a curated record.
UCAACCCCCGUAUAAGCCGAAGAAGUGUGGAGAUUUUCGAGGGCUCCCAGUGGCGCCACAGCAGCCUCUCCCCGCUGCAGGAGAGAGCGCGACCACACACCAUAAGCCAGAUUCCACCCUCACCCGAAACAGGAUUGGACAGGUACGAUGCGAGCGGUGCUGUGGAUGAUGUCCCACCGCCGUCGCUGUAUGAUACCAGAGAGCCACUUGAUGAUGGCAUUAGGAACGCCGUCGACAGUGACGGAUCGCAGCUUAUCGGCGAAUUUGAAGAAAAAAUGAGAGAACUAAUAGAUGAGUGGCGAAGUCUCGAGCAUGUGUAA